ACGAUUUCAGAAAAUCAUUAUGGACUCGCCGGUUCCAAUUCGAAGUCCGUCUCCUUUUCCUGCAUUUACAGAAUCAAUUGAAUCAGAGUUUGCAACUGGUGGUACGAAUACUGACAGCGACCCGAUUCCCUACGUGUCCUUCUCAUUAGAACCAUUGAAACUAAAAUACCACUUGGAAACUGAAGUCUGUAAUCCGACCCCAGAUCAAAUUGUGACCCAGCUGGCUCUGAGAAGCGAAAGGCAAAGCGGCAAUGUCGAACUAGUCAAUUCUGCUCAAAACCAGUUCAAGUUUAAAAGUUCAGAAGUGAAUUCGAAGCUGAAACGAAGCUUCCGAACAACUGCGUUGCGUGUUUUUGCAAACUUCAAAUGGGAUUUGACAAAGUUUGAUAAAAAUGUGCCCUUGCAUUUAGUAAAUCUUUUACUCAAUGAAUUGAUUCUAAUUACUGACGAGGAAUUGGCAAAAUCGGUGUCCGAUGAAGUUUUGAAAUCGCUUUCAGUAACAGCGAAACUGUUUUAUCAUUAUUGGUGUUUACAGGUGCAUUUGCAAAACAGAAAGCUGACUAAGCCACCGGCUGUGCCUUUAAACAUAGCACCGAAUAUGUUAAAUGACCCAAGAAUUACGUACAGUGAACAGUUGAAUGCCACUCUAAAAAUGAUGUCAGAGAAGGCGGAGUUAAACGCAAAUCAAGUUGAAAUGUUCAUCAAUAAUUCCGACUAUUAUGUGGAAAGGUAUUCGCUUCAUAGUUGCGAUUCGUUACACCAGUUGACACCCGAUCGUAAAUCCGAGCUGUUUUUAUUUGGAUUUCAACAUGUUAUUGCAUGUGUGAAUUUUUGUAUUGGAAAAUUGAAGUUUUUGAAAAUGGAAAUGAGUCAAGCAAAAUUGCGCUUCGAAACGGUCUGUGGUUUAAUGAAGUUCUACGAAGACAAUCUGGAAUGUAAGUUUUUCCAAAUCGAUCUGAAAGAGCUGCAAGGUUUCUGUGCUGCUCUUGGGAUUGUCGUUAAAAUCGAAAAAGAAAACCUAAAUUUCGUCGAAAGUGAAAGAGAAAAAUGCGUUAAAUUGCUAAAUCUGAACAAUUACAGAGGUGUUGUUGAUAUAUUGAUGGAGCAACUCAGUUCUGAUUAUUCGAAACCGGGGAACAUUGACCGGAACUUCAGAAAUUGGUUGGUCAAUGAAGUUGCAGAAAAAUCGCAGUUUCGAUUCCAAAUUGAAUCAUGUAACUUUGUGUCUUUGGCCUUGUGCUACGGUGGAAAAUUCCAUUCGCAACAACCGGAUUGUAAUAAUUUCUUGUUUGCUUUGAAAAAUCGAUCCGCAGUGGACGUUGCUUUCCUGAUGAUGUUGGUAAACAAGCGAAUGCAAGCUUACAUUUGGGAUGAUAAGUUCAAAGCAGACGAGCGCCGUAAUAUCUUUGGAAGCUUUCUGUCGAAAAUUCUCACGCAUGUUGAUUCAAACAUAGCCAUAAAAAUCCUCUCUGAGUUGCAGUCUCCAAUUAAAGAAGUUUUUUCAAACGAUGAUGUUAAAGUUCUCAGCUCGGCUAUUAACAAUAUAUUUUCGCCUGAUAUUGACGACACAGAGUCACAUCUAGAGAUUCCCGCGAAGUCAUCAGACUCUUCGCUGUUAAUUCCCGGAAACCUCGUGAUCAAACGAAUGAUUGUUCUUGAAAAUGAAAUCAUAAUGGAGUCGAGCAUAGACAAAACGCGAGAACUUUUGAACGAAUAUAUUCAAAUGCCGAAUGCGCGUCCAAUUAUAGUUCACUUUGAAAGCUGGAUUCCCAGAAUUUGGUUGGACAGAAUCAAAACUGUGAAUACCCCGGAUAGUUACUACAGGUCUUUUGUACCUUUGGCACUGGGAAAAGGGUUCCGGUUUUUGGCUCUCGGAGAGUUCCGAACUUCACACGAUUGGUUCUUGAAUGUAGCGCAGUUGACCAAUCAGGUGUUAGGAGUUCUGCCUGGCCAAUCACAGCCUCUGAGUGUGGGCUUCGAGUGGGAAGCUUUGAAUGCACGUUUGAACGAUCUGAUCAGAAAUGAGCAAAAAUUAAGUGAUGAUUUAGUCCAGAAGUGCUUAGCUACGCUGUUCAACUUUCUUGGAAAUGGAACUUUGUUCGACAUUCGAAGUGAAAUAGUGGAAACAUGCGCUGUUAGUCUACUUAAUUCUGGGUUCUACAAAAAUCUAACCGAUUUUACCCAAUUCAAACUAAAAAUAGUCCGAGUUAUUGCAUUCUUAGCUCGGUUCAAACAAAACAUGGUGAUCCAUGGAACGCCAAAAUUUGAUGGCUGUAAAGAGCUGUUCGCAAUUACACUCGAAAUGCACACGGGUUCGGAGGAAGAUUCGAACAAAAGACCAAGAAUGGUUGUGGCACCCGAUGCUGCUGUUGAAAAGUCAACUUCUCUUCGCGACAAUUUUCUGCUGUUUUGUCUUAGAUUGACUGACGGAUUUGUAAUAGAAUCAUUACUAACUUGUCUCGUUAGGUUGUACAAUGUGCUUAAUAGUGAAAACUUAGUUAUAGAGCUGACAUCUUCUCUACUAAGUGAAGGUGGCGGCGCCUGGCGUCAAUUGUUUAUCGAACAUAAAAGUUUACCAAACGCGGCUAAAACCGUGGCGUCAAUUCAAAGAACGAUUGAGCAAUUCUUGGAUCAUCUUUUGCACAAAAGGAAAAUUGGAUUAUCGUCUGUAAGUUGGGUCAAAACUUACGUUGAGCUUCAAAUUGCGAAGGAAAAGUAUCAGGCAGCAUUAAAAAUGUGUUUAAAACAUGGUUCGAGAGUAACAAAUGGAUUCGCAUUGACAAAUGUUCAAACUAGUACAUCAGGUAUAGUUUCAUUUAACUGGAAAAGAUUUUGGAGUGAUGAUUUGUUAACUUUGAUGAUUCGAUGCUGUGAGAAGAUGUGUUAUAAUGUACUAGCGGCAGUAUUUGCGCAAAUGAUGGUGACGCCGCAAUAUGCAAAGGUAUUCAGUCUUCUCAGUCCAGAUUCGCCACGGAUCACCCGCGACGCUGGUGAUUAUUUGUACAAAUUUAUUUACGAUAAGUCCAUUUUGGAGUGUAUCAUUAAUGCCCAUACUUCGCGCGGAGAACUAGCAAAAGCUGACAUUGCGAUCGAACAAAUGAAAAAUGUGGAUUUGAACGAAUAUAAUUCGAAUGUGAUUAAAAAUAAAGUCGCUCAAACUUAUACCUAUCAAGCUUGCCAAUAUCUGUCGAAACUGUUGCUAUAACUAUUUGUCUAAGAACGUCAAAUGAGUUUAAAUUGAGACUGAAA
Molecule: messenger RNA, 3249 nt
Organism: Symsagittifera roscoffensis
Lineage: Eukaryota; Metazoa; Xenacoelomorpha; Acoela; Convolutidae
Product: integrator complex subunit 8-like
Exons: 1
Coding region: 20-3205 (1061 amino acids)
Biological process (GO): snRNA 3'-end processing
Cellular component (GO): integrator complex
Source: RefSeq, a predicted model, not a curated record